AUGGUGGAGACGCUGACCGUCGCCGUCCUGGGGGCCCCCAAAGUAGGCAAGACAGCCAUCAUCCGCCAAUUCUUGUACCACGACUUCACAGAGAAGUACAGACCCACGGAGGACCGUUACAUCUACCGGCCGUCGGUCAUGCUGAAUGGGAACUCCUACGACCUGAAAAUCAUGGACGUCCCUUACGUGGCAGCUUUUCCUGCCAACAGUUCUCAGGAAUGGUCAGAUCUGAAGUGCUGGGGCUUGCGAAACACGGAUGCCUACAUUCUAGUGUACGACAUCUGCAGUCCAGAGAGCUUUGAAUAUGUGAAAAUGCUCCGCCAGCAGAUCCAGGACAACAGGACAAGCAACAUCGGCGAAGCCCCCGUCAUCAUCGUGGGGAGCAAGAGGGACCUGCAACGCCAGCGGUUCACGCCCCGCCGGACACUCUCCCUGCUCGUGAAAAAGACCUGGAAAUGUGGCUACAUGGAGUGCUCGGCCAAAUACAACUGGCACAUCGUCCUGCUGUUCAAAGAGCUGCUGUGCUGCGCUGUGGCCCACGGUUGUAAGAGCAACCACUCAGCCGUGCGCCUCCAGGGGGCGCUGCACAGAAACAGGUGCAGCCUCAUGUGA
Molecule: messenger RNA, 612 nt
Organism: Notechis scutatus (mainland tiger snake)
Lineage: Eukaryota; Metazoa; Chordata; Lepidosauria; Squamata; Elapidae
Gene: RASL10A
Product: RAS like family 10 member A
Molecular function (GO): GTP binding; GTPase activity
Source: RefSeq, a predicted model, not a curated record